Molecule: messenger RNA, 664 nt
Organism: Branchiostoma floridae (Florida lancelet)
Lineage: Eukaryota; Metazoa; Chordata; Leptocardii; Amphioxiformes; Branchiostomatidae
Product: actophorin-like
Biological process (GO): actin filament fragmentation; actin filament severing; cell motility
Cellular component (GO): cytoplasm; actin cortical patch; actin cytoskeleton
Molecular function (GO): actin filament binding
Source: RefSeq, a predicted model, not a curated record
UAUAAAUAAGCAUUCAAACCCACAGCAGCUCUCAGUCAGAGAACUGUUCUCCUCAGAGCGUUUGUCGAGAGUCUUCAAAUCCACCCGUAACCGUACCGCCCCGAGUAGCCGAGACACAGACCACAAGUCGACUUUCUUCGGAACCGAAAGCUUUAAGGUCCACAUCUUCAAUUCAAGUCGAUAUUCUGAACAACCAAGAGGUGAAGAAUCAUGGUUACAGAUGAAGUGAUCUCAGCUUUUGACGAGGUGAAACAAAAGCACAAGUACAAGUACGUGACCUUCAAGGCUGAGGGCAAGCCCGGCAAGGACAAUAUCAUCGUGGAUACCAAGGUGGAGUCGUCGACCUUCGAGGAAUUCCAAGCCAGUUUCCCGAGUCAUGAUGCCCGCUGGAGCAUUUACGACUUUGACUACAAGAACAGGGAGGGUCAAGAUUGUAACAAGUUGAUCCUGGUCAGCUGGUUGCCAGAUAGCACUGCUAUCAAGACCAAGAUGCUGCAAUCAGGGGUGCCAGAUGCUAUCAAGAAGACUGUAAAUUGCCCGGCUUUCUUUGUCCACGCCGAUUGCCGCGACGAUCUCAACUUCGAUAAAGUGAGGGACGCGAUCCUCAAAACAAGCCAGUAGUGCCCCAGAUCAAAGCACCAAUUCUCCCUUUUCACAAUGACCA